AUCUCUAAACAGUCUAACAUCACUUCAACAAAGUUCAGUGGCUCAGUUCAGUUCAGUGCAAUUUAUUAAACGCGUGUAGAUUGACGUGUAAGCCACUGUAAGCCAAUAGUUUUGUGUCUCGUGUUAUUCUUAACUAAAAAUAAUUUAUUAAAAAGUUUCUAUAUUAUAAAUAGAAGUUAACUCGUAAAGCACGUGAAAAUGGAAAACGGUACAUCGAAGUUUUUUAACCUCAAGGAAUUUCCUCACAUUGUUAGAGCUUUAGACAGAAAUCUAAAGAUACAGGAUAAUGUAUUAAAUGUCAUUGGUAACACUCCAUUGGUUAAGUUAUCGAAAAUACCUAAGGAAGAAGGUAUCCAAUGUGAAAUGUAUGCAAAAUGUGAAUAUUUGAACCCUGGUGGGUCAGUGAAAGACCGCAUUGCAUAUAGGAUGGUUUUGGAUGCUGAACAGAGAGGAAUACUCAUACCUGGUAAAUCUGUGAUUAUAGAACCAACAUCAGGAAACACUGGAAUAGGUUUAGCCCUUGCUUCUGCUGUAAAAGGCUACAGAUGCAUCAUUGUACUACCAGAAAAGAUGUCAGAUGAAAAGGUUAAUACUUUGAAAGCACUGGGUGCAGAAAUCAUCAGAACACCCACAGAGGCUGCAUCAGAGUCGCCAGACAGUAAUAUAAGUGUUGCCAAGCGUUUAUCAAAAGAGAUUCCUAAUGCUGUACUCUUGGAUCAGUACAACAACCCAUGCAACCCACUUGCACAUUAUGAUGGAACUGCUGAAGAGAUCCUCUGGUCGUUGGAUGACAAUGUAGACAUGGUAGUCAUCGGUGCGGGAACAUGUGGCACAGUUUCUGGCAUUGGGCAUAAAAUUAAAGAGAGAUGUCCCAAAUGUGUUGUAGUGGGUGUAGACCCUCACGGGUCAAUACUUGCUCAGCCUGAAGAACUUAACAAAUCUGAUGUUCAAAUGUAUGAGGUGGAGGGAAUUGGCUACGACUUUUUGCCGCGUUCCUUAGACAGGAAAGUAAUAGACAAAUGGGUAAAGACGGAAGACAGCAUGUCACUACAAAUGGCACGAAGACUCAUUAAAGAAGAAGGAUUACUCUGUGGUGGCAGUAGUGGUGCCGUGAUGUGGGCGGCGGUCCAAGUCGCGAAGAAUUUAAAGGCAGGACAAAAAUGCGUUGUACUAUUACCGGACAACAUUCGUAAUUACAUGACCAAGUUCAUCUCGGACCAAUGGAUGGAAACGAGAAACUUCAAACCUUACCCGGCUAAUGACAAAUUGUGGUGGUGGAACAAAGUUCUUGCUGAAAAUGAAGAUCUUAUUCAAGCAACCGCAUCUGUAUCACAAAACAGCUCAAUCAGUGAAGCUAUCGCUGCAUUGCGGGAGAGUAAAGCACCGGUCGCCAACAUUGUAGAUGAUAAAGGAUCGUUAAUAGGAAUAUUUACAGCAGAUAAUGCAAGGAGAAGGUUGGCGAACUUAGCGGGCAGUGUUGUCGAAGACCUCGAAAAAUUCACUGUGAAAAAAUUCUAUAAAAUCGAUGUCUCAAAUGAUUCCACUCUAGCUGCUGUGUCCAGAAUGCUCGAUAUUGCUCCAUUUGUGGUUGUUGUGAAAACAGACGCAUCAAGCAAUAUCCAGAAACCGAUUGGUGUUAUAACAUCUGAUGAUCUAUUGACAUAUAUCACCAAUAAAAGCAAUCAAUUGAAUGGGAAAUGAAGUCUUCCUUAAAAAAUUUGCAAAAAAAGUGAUAUAUUAUACAAGCCAAUAUUAUUUAAUCAAAUAUAUUCACAAACUUUAUGUUAGCAUUUAUUUUAUUGGACUCAAUGUAGAUACAUAGAAUAAAAGAAAUACAUGUUUGUAUUCUCUAAGGCUCAAAUGUACAUCUCAAUAUGACAAAUAAUAUACAUACUUUAUAACAAAAAAUGGAAUGGAAGUAGCUUUAUAUGACUGCCAACUGUACUUAAUAUUCAAUGACGAAAAUACAUACAUUUUAUUAAAGCAUUUAAUAUCUUACUCAUUCCAUAGUGCAUUAAAUAGUUAUGUAAAAUUUGAU
Molecule: messenger RNA, 2038 nt
Organism: Vanessa atalanta (red admiral)
Lineage: Eukaryota; Metazoa; Arthropoda; Insecta; Lepidoptera; Nymphalidae
Product: cystathionine beta-synthase-like
Exons: 11
Coding region: 199-1701 (500 amino acids)
Cellular component (GO): cytoplasm
Molecular function (GO): cystathionine beta-synthase activity; cysteine synthase activity
Source: RefSeq, a predicted model, not a curated record